This is a messenger RNA of Colletotrichum truncatum, 618 nucleotides long. Its product is annotated as phenylacrylic acid decarboxylase. The record is from RefSeq and is a predicted model, not a curated record. NCBI's taxonomy places the organism in Eukaryota, Fungi, Ascomycota, Sordariomycetes, Glomerellales, Glomerellaceae. Gene Ontology annotation, molecular function: carboxy-lyase activity.
AUGACCACCGAAAACAAUCACAAUGGCGGAAACACUCAUACACCAAGACGCAAGAGAAUGAUUGUAGCCCUGACUGGGGCUACCGGCUCAAUUCUCGGCAUCAAGACCUUAAUUGCCCUCCGCCGCCUCAACAUCGAAACACACGUCAUCAUCAGCAAAUGGGCAGAGAGCACCCUUAAAUAUGAAACAAAUUAUACUGUCGCCAACGUGCGUGCACUAGCAGACCAUGUCUACAGCAACCACGAUAUGGCUGCGCCAAUCGCAAGCGGAUCUUUUCGUGUGGACGGAAUGAUCGUCGUCCCAUGCAGCAUGAAGACCCUUGCUGCCAUCAAUACAGGGCUCUGCGAUACUCUUAUCGCCCGAGCCGCAGAUGUCAUCAUUAAGGAGCGCCGCAAACUCGUUCUUGCAGCACGUGAGUGCCCUUUAAGCGGGAUCCACCUCCAAAACAUGCUCUCCCUCACGCAGAAUGGGGUCAUAAUUUUCCCGCCGGUCCCGGCUUUCUACCAAAGACCGGCAACCAUAGACGACAUUGUGGACCAUAGUGUAGGGAGAAUGCUGGACUUAUUCGACUUGGAUACUCAGGACUUUGACCGUUGGGACGGGUUUCAGAAAGAUUAG